Erythranthe guttata (spotted monkey flower) is the source of this 938-nucleotide messenger RNA. Its product is annotated as RNA-binding (RRM/RBD/RNP motifs) family protein. The record is from RefSeq and is a predicted model, not a curated record. Gene Ontology annotation, molecular function: RNA binding. Lineage: Eukaryota; Viridiplantae; Streptophyta; Magnoliopsida; Lamiales; Phrymaceae.
AUCAGUCCAACUGUAGUUUUUCUUCACCGAAACUUCAUCUGCAAUCCACCCAAAGUUCUCAUCUAAUUUGUAGUCGGUGAGAAGAGAUACUAAUUUUCUGCGGAAAUGAGUCCAAGUGGCUAUACUGUGGAAGUUACGAAUUUGUCGCCUAAUACAACUGAAAAGGAUGUGCAUGAUUUUUUUGGUUUCUGCGGUGCAAUUGAACAUGUCGAGAUUGCCAGAAAUGGUGAAUAUGCAUGCACAGCCUACGUGACAUUCAAAAAUCCCCAUGCUUUGGAAACUGCUGUCCUUCUCAGUGGAGCUACAAUUGGUGAUCAACCCGUUUCCAUAAACCCAUGGGGGCAUUACGAGGAUGCCUACGACCUCUGGAAUCGUCCUUCGUGGAAAAUCGAAGAUGAAAGCAGUACAAGUGACUCUCAAAGCAUGCGACAUGUUCCUACUGCUGGAGAAGCAGUGUCGUUGGCUCAAGAUGUGGUGAAAACAAUGGUAGGUAAAGGAUAUGUGCUGGGAAGAGAUGCAUUGGGAAAGGCGAAAGCGUUUGACGAAUCUCACCAAGUUUCAGCUACUGCAGUGGCUAAAGUUGCAGAGCUGAGUGAAAAAUACGGGAUAACCGAUAAGAUAUUUGCCGGGGUGGAAGCGGCUAGAUCGGUUGAUCAAAGGUACCAUAUUUCGGGUACUACAAAAUCAGCAGUUUCAGCUACUGGUAGAACUGCAGCUUCUGCAGCGAGCGCUGUGGUGAACAGCGGCUACUUCUCUAAGGGAGCACUUUGGGUAUCAGGUGCUCUGGGCCGGGCUGCACAAGUUGCAGCCGACUUGGGCGGUCGUGGCACGAACAAAUGACCAUUUUGCCCUCCACUGGUUUUAUUCGUUUCCUCUGUGUAUAUAUAUACAUACAUAAACGUUACGGUCGGCUAUAUAUGUCCUUUUUUUUUUUUUUU